Messenger RNA from Ostrea edulis (European flat oyster), 2742 nucleotides. RefSeq lists its product as uncharacterized. Lineage: Eukaryota; Metazoa; Mollusca; Bivalvia; Ostreida; Ostreidae. The record is from RefSeq and is a predicted model, not a curated record. Bases 1 to 2742 code for a protein of 913 amino acids. The transcript has 13 exons.
AUGUAUCGUUUUGAAAUCUUGACUUAUGGGAAACCACUGAUAAUAAAAACACAAUCCAGUGAACGAUUAUCUUUGAUGUGUAAUUAUGUCUGCGAUUCUCUUAAGUGUUCCAAUUCCUUUCUGGUUCCACCAAUCAGAAUGUUGGCAACACAGUACACCACCAUAUUACCCCCGUGUUCUGAGGAUUCAGCAACAUGCAAACAAAAGUGUGUAAUCAGUAACAUAUUCAAUUACUCUAACGUUAAUUAUUUGGAAUCCGACAGUCCAAAGAACUUCGAUUUUGGGGAAAUAUUGUUACAGCAGUCGAUACAUCGUCCAGAGGCUGGCAGCUAUAUUGGCGCAAGUUACGCUGUAGCAGUCGUGUGCGCAAGUUUCAUCGGCGAAUUUGGCAAUGAACACAAUUUCUUGGUGCAUUUUUUACCCGCUGCGGAUACCGGAGGAUAUGUGUAUAAAAUUGUGAAAACAAAUGACUUUGAAAGAGAAAUACUGCACGUCGUGGCUACGGACGGUAACACAAUAGUUCAUUUCUCCGGAAAUAACACAAAUGUUUCCACGAGUCAGUAUUUCAUACUCCAACACGCGGGCGAUUCUACUGAAAUAGACAUAACCUCAGACAAUAAGGACCCCGUUUCUUUUUUAAGCAAUAAACCUAUUCACGUGAUUGCACAUGUUAAGAAAAAUAAUGUGUCAGGACAAACAGCAGAUAUACCUUUUAAUAGACAUGGAUAUAAUUUUGUGUAUGUGCCACCAUUGUCCAGCUUGAAUCAUGCAGAUGGAAGGAGUUUUACUGAAGUCCUGGCUGACGAUACAUACAUCCACACUUCAAACUCUGGCUGGCCUCAUCUCACAAACUUCACCUCACGACGCAGACCUAUUAUAAAUCGGAACCAGAUCCCUGGAGACGGUAUAGAUAAUAAUAAAGAUGGUCUCAUUGAUGAGGAAUAUUGUGGCUUUCUGAUUGAAGAUAUUCCAACAGAUGAAAGUACCAUGCACGACGUUGACUUGGAUGGGUCUUAUAACGAGGACUCUGCCUGCGGAGAAGGAAUGCAACUUGACAACGACACGAUGGAGUGCGUGCCAUGUCCGGUGGGAUACUAUAAAAACGUGUCAGCGAAUGACACCAACCUUGCAGUCAUCGACAGGUUCUGGUGUAAACAGUGUCCUGAUAACAAAACAACAUUUGAAAUAGGAACAGUAGCACCAGAAAAAUGUAUCGAACAUUGUGUAGAGGGGAUGGAGUUAACCAGUUCCGGAACUUGUGAAGCCUGUGACAUUGGGUUCUACAAAAAUAUUUCUAGUGCCGAUAAUUUGGCUCCCAUUGAGAAACAUUGGAACUGUUCGGAAUGUGACAACAAUAAAACCACGUUUUACGAAGGAACAGUGCAAGCAGCAGAUUGUAUCACUGCCUGCGGAGAAGGAAUGCAACUUGACAACGACAUGAUGGAGUGCGCACCAUGUCCGGUGGGAUACUAUAAAAACGUGCAAGCGAGUGACACCAGCCUUGCAGUCAUCGACAGGUUCUGGUGUAAACAGUGUCCGGAUAACAAAACAACAGUUGAUGUAGGAACGGUAGCACCAGAAAAAUGUAUCGAACAUUGUGUAGAGGGGAUGGAGUUAACCAGUUCCGGAACUUGUGAAGCCUGUGACAUUGGGUUCUACAAAAAUAUUUCUAGUGCCGAUAAUUUGGCUCCCAUUGAGAAACAUUGGAACUGUUCGGAAUGUGACAACAAUAAAACCACGUUUUACGAAGGAACAGUGCAAGCAGCAGAUUGUAUCACUGCCUGCGGAGAAGGAAUGCAACUUGACAACGACAUGAUGGAGUGCGCACCAUGUCCGGUGGGAUACUAUAAAAACGUGCAAGCGAGUGACACCAGCCUUGCAGUCAUCGACAGGUUCUGGUGUAAACAGUGUCCGGAUAACAAAACAACAGUUGAUGUAGGAACGGUAGCACCAGAAAAAUGUAUCGAACAUUGUGUAGAGGGGAUGGAGUUAACCAGUUCCGGAACUUGUGAAGCCUGUGACAUUGGGUUCUACAAAAAUAUUUCUAGUGCCGAUAAUUUGGCUCCCAUUGAGAAACAUUGGAACUGUUCGGAAUGUGACAACAAUAAAACCACGUUUUACGAAGGAACAGUGCAAGCAGCAGAUUGUAUCACUGCCUGCGGAGAAGGAAUGCAACUUGACAACGACACGAUGGAGUGCGUACCAUGUCCGGUGGGAUACUAUAAAAACGUGCAAGCGAGUGACACCAGCCUUGCAGUCAUCGACAGGUUCUGGUGUAAACAGUGUCCGGAUAACAAAACAACAGUUGAUGUAGGAACGGUAGCACCAGAAAAAUGUAUCGAACAUUGUGUAGAGGGGAUGGAGUUAACCAGUUCCGGAACUUGUGAAGCCUGUGACAUUGGGUUCUACAAAAAUAUUUCUAGUGCCGAUAAUUUGGCUCCCAUUGAGAAACAUUGGAACUGUUCGGAAUGUGACAACAAUAAAACCACGUUUUACGAAGGAACAGUGCAAGCAGCAGAUUGUAUCACUGCCUGCGGAGAAGGAAUGCAACUUGACAACGACAUGAUGGAGUGCGCACCAUGUCCGGUGGGAUACUAUAAAAACGUGCAAGCGAGUGACACCAGCCUUGCAGUCAUCGACAGGUUCUGGUGUAAACAGUGUCCGGAUAACAAAACAACAGUUGAUGUAGGAACGGUAGCACCAGAAAAAUGUAUCGCUGUGACAAAAGUGGCGAAGCGAUAA